UUUAGUUACAAUUUAGACCUCAUCGAAAGCACAUCGAGGAUAAUUCGUGUGAGUUUUGAUUUUUGUGGGUGAAUCAAUGCAAGUGCUGCUUUUGAGUGAAGAUUGAGUUGAAGAAGACAUUGAGCAAGUAAUAUUUUUGUGCUAUGGGCUCAUCGAAACGAAAAUCUUCAUUCCGGAUUGACGAUAUUCUGCAGCAACAGACGGAGAAUCAGAUGGCCACACAGCGUCAGCAAUCAAACACUGUCAUCAAGAACAAUGAUAUGGAAGCCACUUCCAGCAAUCGACCAUCUUCACCACCAUCUGACCCCACAGCAUCCACGGUGUCAUCCUCAAAUACCCUCCAAUCAGGGCGAGAUUCCCCAAGAAAGCCCACACCGAUCUACCCCCAAAUGCUGGAUCUGCAGAAGACACCAAAUCUGUGCUUUCCCAUCCCCGUGGGAUUUCCUCAGCCAUUCUCACCAGCAGCCGCAUACCUAGAGCACUAUGCCAAUGCACUUCAUAAAGCAUCGCCACGCCUCUGGCCUUUCUAUCCUCACCCCUAUGGCGGCUACUUACUCCCACCUUGCGGGUCAAAGAGAAAAGGUGGACAGGUGCGAUUUACCCCUCAACAGACACAGAGUCUCGAACGAAGAUUCUCCAAUCACAAGUAUUUAUCGCCAGAAGACAGGAGACAUUUGGCUAUGCAACUCAAACUAAGCGAUAGACAGGUAAAAACUUGGUUUCAAAAUCGACGUGCCAAAUGGAGAAGAUCCAAUAAUGGAGCAACUACCUUGGACUCCCCUAAUACAGGACCCUCAGAUACCCAUUCUGACGACAAUUCAACCCCUCCAUUGAAUUUGGCAGGACCUCAUACAAAAUACAACUCGAACUCGAAAGCACACCUAAAUGAAACAUCUUCUGAUGAAGAAGAUAACUUUGAAGAAUCCAACUCGCCUAUAAACGUGUCAUAGAUUAAUCCAUUAGGACUGAUUUAAGUCCCACAGAAACUAUAACGUCAGUAUUAAAUAGCUAGGAAAUAUUUUUCACCGUUACACAAAAUAAAUCCGAAUUAAUCACACAAA
This is a messenger RNA of Phlebotomus papatasi, 1061 nucleotides long. It is a transcript of the gene HHEX, whose product is annotated as hematopoietically-expressed homeobox protein Hhex. Gene Ontology annotation, biological process: cell differentiation; regulation of transcription by RNA polymerase II. Gene Ontology annotation, molecular function: DNA-binding transcription factor activity, RNA polymerase II-specific; RNA polymerase II cis-regulatory region sequence-specific DNA binding. The transcript has 3 exons. The record is from RefSeq and is a predicted model, not a curated record. NCBI's taxonomy places the organism in Eukaryota, Metazoa, Arthropoda, Insecta, Diptera, Psychodidae. Bases 144 to 950 code for a protein of 268 amino acids.